Molecule: messenger RNA, 2208 nt
Organism: Mycena citricolor
Lineage: Eukaryota; Fungi; Basidiomycota; Agaricomycetes; Agaricales; Mycenaceae
Source: the annotation of a GenBank genome assembly
AUGGUUGAUGGUGGUGGUAAGAAGACAGGCGGAGGUGUCCGGGGUCCAGGGGGUGAUCGGCGCCAGCAUCGGUACUUGAGCCACGGCUGCUGGGUUCUUCGCGCUCUUCGUCCCUCUCUGCAUGCGUCGUCGCACUCUAUGCCCUCUCCAUCGGCCCCGUCCUCCGAGUCUCUCCCAGCUCCCGCGCAGUCUGACAACAUCAUGUUCGACAUGCUACAGCAGUUGGGCAAAGGCAACAAUGCGACCGUCUAUCUCAUCCGCCUGAAUCAUGAGAGUGGCUUCUACGCACUCAAAAAAAUCGCGCGUAACAACAAGUCGGCCGCGCAGAUGCAGAUCCUGCGCGCCAAUAACCCGAAUCGCAUCAACCUCCCGCGCACCUCACGGCCCAACAACCUCGUCGACCGAAUGGGGACGGAAGAGAAGAAGAUUCGACGGGAAAUAGCCAUCAUGAAAAAAUGCGACCACCCUAACAUCAUCAAGCUGCGCACCUUCAUCGACGACAAGAUGUCGGCGAACAUAUGUCUCAUCAUGGAGUUCAUGGAGGGUGGAGAGCUGCAGUGGAAGCAUGGCGAGAGCGAGCCGUAUCUGACCAUGGAGCAGGCACGGCGAGUGACGAGGGAUGUGGUGCUGGGGCUCGAGUAUUUGCACGCGCAGGGCAUCAUCCACCGCGACAUAAAGCCUGGGAACAUCAUGUGGACCAAGGACCGUACGCAUGUCAAGAUCGGCGACUUUGGAAUCGCACAUCUUACCGUGGCCGAUCCGGACGUCGAAGGGGAGGAGAAGAUCAAGCACGACGGGACCCCUUCUUUCAUGGCACCCGAGAUCGCGCCCGGCGGCGACGGCCCCGCAGGCGAAACCACCACCGCCGUCGACUUCUGGGGCCUUGGCGUCACACUCUACUGCAUGCUUUUCGGGCGUGUUCCUUUCAUUCCACGAGCAGAAAGCCAAUCCCAGAUUGCGAAUGAAGCGCUAUUGUAUCGUGUCAUCCGUGAGGAACCAUGGCAGCCUCUGAGUGCGAUGAGCUCGCAGCGCAUACCCGUUCAGUCCGUUCACUGGCAGUCCAACGGUGUUCUCCACCUUCUGAAUCAGAUGCUGGAAAAGGACCCCCUGAAACGAUUCAAGACGGACAAUGUGCAGGACUCUUGGUUGUUGGAAGGCGUUCAACGUCGGGAGGAGUGGCUUGCUGGGACGACACCCGCGAUCAAGAUAUCCUCUGCUGACGUCGACAACGCGAUCCACGAAGCCCGUUUCAAGUGGAGCCUGCGGAAGGUUGGGCAGAAAAUUGGCUUGCGCGGCCGGCUCGGGAACCUUUUCGGGCCAGCGAAGGAAAGCGGACCCAGUCGUCAUGCACGGUCUGCACCGGCGAUGGAGGCUCUCGCCCCAAAGACGAAAAAGAAAGACAAGGGAAAAGGAAAGGAGACUGGCAGGAGACCUUCUGUCGACGUGCCGCGCAAUGCCGAAUACCCUGCCCUCUCGACCUCCGCGCCGAAAAGUUCCUGGACCGACCGUCGAGAGUCCGCGACCACGUCCCGCUUUGACGCUCUCUCAAAACGAAGCACGAUGACGGGAAGCGGGAUGGCCGAUGCGAUUGCUGCGGAGAAGCACCGCCAGGAGCUUGAGGACGACUGGGACUCGCUGUUCGAGCCCGACCCCGGGGUGAUGCAAGCGGGGAUGAUCGCCGUCCCCCGGACGGGGCCGCAGCGGGACGUCGACGACGACAGCGACAGCUAUGGCGAACAGGCGGCUUACGGGCAGGGCGAUGUGUACGACGAGACGGAUAGUGACGACGACUCCCCGAUAACCAUUCGAACGAGUCGAUCCGGGCGGAGGCCAACGGACUGAUGUAACUAGCGCUCACUGUGUACUUCUAUCAUCUAUACCCAUGUCUGCCUAGAAAAUUUGACCUAGACUGUAAUACAUCUCGUGUUGUGUCCAACUAGCUAGCGGUCUAUGUACUCUCAAUGAACCGAAUAAAGGUAGUAAAAGGGCGUCACCAAAAUUUCAUGCGGCAGUGAGUAAUUUGCAUGCCCAGUCGCGUAUUGCGAAUGCGUUGCAACAGAAAGUGAGGCUUCUGACAAGCAGCAGCGAAAUGAGCUGUAUAGUGCAGGGAAAGGGGAACGCGACUUAUUGGCAAAAGGAUGGCCAUCGUGGGGAUCGAACCCAAGACCUUCGCGUUAUUAGCACGACGCUCUAACCAGCUGAGCUAGA